GACGUCAUCUCCCCGCGACGCCAGUCUCGGCCGGCUCCCUGGGUGCCGCCAUAUUGCGCGACGAGGCCGGCAGGCGGAGGAGGGGGCGAGGGCCGACGCGUCGCCCGCCAUGUCGGAGACCUACGACUUCCUCUUCAAGUUCCUGGUGAUCGGCAGCGCCGGAACCGGCAAGUCCUGCCUGCUGCACCAGUUCAUCGAGAGCAAGUUUAAGCAGGACUCCAACCACACCAUCGGGGUGGAAUUCGGGUCGAAGGUGGUGACCGUCGGCGGCAAAACAGUGAAGCUGCAGAUCUGGGACACGGCUGGGCAGGAGCGGUUCAGGUCUGUUACUAGAAGCUACUACAGAGGUGCAGCUGGGGCACUUUUGGUGUAUGACAUCACGAGCAGAGAGACCUACAAUGCCUUGACCAAUUGGCUAACCGAUGCCCGGACUCUGGCCAGCCUCAAUAUUGUCAUUAUUCUAUGCGGCAACAAGAAGGAUUUGGAUGCUGACCGGGAAGUCACUUUUUUGGAAGCUUCUCGUUUUGCUCAAGAGAAUGAGCUGAUGUUUCUCGAGACCAGUGCCUUGACUGGAGAGAACGUAGAAGAAGCUUUCCUGAAAUGUGCACGGACCAUAUUAAAUAAAAUCGAAUCAGGUGAGCUCGACCCGGAGAGGAUGGGCUCAGGUAUCCAGUACGGGGAUGCGUCCUUGCGGCAGCUGCGGCAGCCCCGGAGCAGCCAGGCACAGGCGAGGCAGCAGUGCACCUGCUAGGCCCAGGUCCUCACCGGCUUGCAAGUGCUGGAACUCCGCUGCUCUGGGCCCGGGGCUACAUGAAGCCUCUUCUUCUGUUUGGUUCUCCAACGCAACAGGCCUCUUGGGCUGAAGACCCCACUGCGCCCCCUGCUGUUGCUGCCACGGCCACUGCCGCUUCCUUCCCCUUGCAUCGCCUCCUGUCCUAAGACAAGAAGGGUUGCACGUUCGCUCUCAGAUUUCCUAGCAGAAGGUUUGCACGAGUGGCUGUGGCCAGGCCCCUGCAUCCACCCCCUCGCACACUGCUGCCCCCCAAAGGUGUGGGUGUGGGCGCCCCUAGAGGGCGUGGGGCCUUGGCCCCUUCUGUGCUCCGUAGCUGCUCCAGCUGAAUAGCAGCCGAUUCAUCUGAUUGGGAAGGAGUGUCCGUGUCCCUCCCGAGAUGCUCUACUUUUUUUCUUCCUUCCUUCCUUCCCUCUUUCAAGCCUCUUAUGCUUGCCCUGGGCCUCUGCCUGCACCCCUCUUUUCCUGGGGCUGCAGUGGCUGGGCCAGGCCAGUGGGCAGGUUGGGUUGGUCCUUGAGGGGUUUUUUUGGCCCGGUGUUGAUGGAGUGAGAAAUGCUCCCUUCGGGCAAUUUCUUUUGAGCUCUUUCCUGGGCUGAGUCCACAGCAAGGAAGCCACAGCAUUGGCAGAAAAAUCUCUGCUUCCGUGCUGGUGUGGGAAGCUGUGGGGAUAUCCCCCCCACUUUGGGUGAGCUUGGAUUCCCGCAUGCUUUAAGUGUUGCAAGAUGUCCGUAUCUCUAGAGCCUUUGACUGGGCACCAGCAUGAGAGGCAAAAGUCCCACGGUUGACAAAGUACCCCUGACUUCCAAAGAGCACAGCCCUAAAUUUUGUCACAAGAAGAAGGGGGAAAAACCACCAAGUUAUGGAAUUGCCCCCAGUCCUUCACUCCAGUGGCCACUGCUAUCAGGCUUGCUGUGCGUGGUCCCUCUGCUGUCUGGGUCCUGCAGAGGAGAGGAUGGUUUGGUGGGGAUCUCUUGAGAGGCACCAGCUCUGAGAAAGAGGAUACCCUCUCCCCCCCCAAUUACAAGUUUCUCUUAACCCUCUGACAGAGCCUGGCUCCCUCCCCCUCCCUUUCUCCAGUGGGCCAGGAGCUGCCUCCCUGUGUGUUGAUCCACAUUUGCAUGGAUCCUCAGGGAUCCAUGGCUUUGCCAGCCAUCCAGAAUGAGGCCUGGGUCCAGAUGGUAGCAAGCCAGGUGGGUUUGGAAGAGUUUGCUGGGCCAGAAGUCCUCCCUGGUUUACUGAGGAAGGUAGGUAGAACCUGGCAGUUCCUAUUAGCAGUUACUUCUGGCCAUGGACGGUUGCCCCCUUACAGGAAGAGGGGGUGCUCUGAGUUGGGGACUUUCUCCCUCCCCUCCCCAGUUUUAUAGUCACAUAAUGGGAAGGUGAGAACCUGGAGGUGGGGUCUGCUUCUCUUUUCUGCUAGGAUGGAGCAAUCUCUGCUCCUGCUUGUGUGCUGGGAAGGUUUCGCUUCCCCUCCUGCUGCGCCCUCAGAAAGAAAGGAAGAUGAAACGGGGACCCGGUUUGGAUUUUAUUUUUAAGUGUAAUGUUUCUCUUUGUUAUUUAUUCUUCUGUGUCAAGGGCAGAAACAGGCUCGCUUUGCAGGUGGGGUCCCUGCUCUCAUUUGCCCAACUCGGCUGCACUCCUGGUUUGAUUCCUUAAGCUUUGUAGGAGGAGGAGUUCCUUCCAUCCAGACUUGAACAGCUGACAGUUAUACGCAGUUUAAAACUUAAAUCUUCUGGUUUAUUUUAUUUUUUCUAUAAAUGCAAACAUUCCCUCCAACUUUAAGGCUGUGAAACUGAUACUCGAACAUAAAAUGUUUUUUUCCUCUUUUACAAA
This is a messenger RNA of Pantherophis guttatus, 2624 nucleotides long. RefSeq names its product RAB4B, member RAS oncogene family (gene RAB4B). The record is from RefSeq and is a predicted model, not a curated record. Gene Ontology annotation, biological process: Rab protein signal transduction. NCBI's taxonomy places the organism in Eukaryota, Metazoa, Chordata, Lepidosauria, Squamata, Colubridae. Gene Ontology annotation, molecular function: GTPase activity; GTP binding.